Molecule: messenger RNA, 811 nt
Organism: Saprolegnia parasitica CBS 223.65
Lineage: Eukaryota; Oomycota; Saprolegniomycetes; Saprolegniales; Saprolegniaceae
Exons: 1
Coding region: 1-747 (248 amino acids)
Biological process (GO): ubiquitin-dependent protein catabolic process
Molecular function (GO): phosphatidylinositol binding; zinc ion binding; ubiquitin protein ligase activity
Source: RefSeq, a predicted model, not a curated record
AUGGCCGCAUCCGCCCACCUCCUUCCGCAGACAACCCUCGACCGCACUCGCUUUGACGAGGCGGCGCGCGCGCUCAAGGUUUUCCCCAGCGCGAUGAACGUUGUCUCGCCGGCCAGCGGCCCCUUUGUCAUCUACACGUUCAUCGUCUCGUGCCCGACGACCAAGACGUGGUGGGUCGUCACGAAGCGGUACUCGGAAUUUCUCGCGCUUCGCCGCACGCUCGUAGCGCUUGCCAAGCGCGCGUGCGACGAUGUCCGCAUCGUUCUCCGUGCGGUGCACGCGCCGACAUUUCCCAAGAAACACCCGCUGACACCGAUCCACAACGCCGGCAAGAUCCUCGAACGCUUGACGCUCUUCAAGCAGUACACGGCGAUGCUUGUGUCCUUGCGCGAGGCCUGUGUGUUGCGCGCACUGCAGCUGGCGCCGUCGGCCGGAAAAGACAGCCUUCUCGAGCUCUACGACCUCGUGCAAGAUUUCCUGAGCAUCCCCGAGGCGCUGCGCCGCGACGAGCUUCGCCGCACGAUCGCCCUCGUGUCCCCCGAAUCGUCGUCGGUAACGGAGGAGGACACGGAAUGUGACUGUGAAGAGGCAUGUGCCAUCUGCCUCUGCGACUACGAGCAUGGCGUAACGAAGCUCCAAAUGCCGUGCAAGCACGUCUUCCACCAAGAGUGCGUAGUCCGGUGGCUCGAAAAGUCCGCGACCUGCCCGUUGUGCCGCCAAGACGCGACGCAAGGGUACCUGUUCUAAGCGGCCUUUCGUCGUCUUGAUUCUAUUCGUCCUAUUUACUAAACUGUUAAUUAUACUGAUUGGA